Anisakis simplex (herring worm) is the source of this 654-nucleotide messenger RNA. The record is from the annotation of a GenBank genome assembly. NCBI's taxonomy places the organism in Eukaryota, Metazoa, Nematoda, Chromadorea, Rhabditida, Anisakidae.
AUGCAGUGUCAGCACUGUAAAGUUAAAAGCGUAUUUUACAAAAACUAUGUUCAGUUAUCUGCGGUGGGUAUAGCCGCCAGAAGAGUGUCAGCUCGGAAUGUGGCACGUUCGACGAGAAGCAAUGCAAUUAAAACAAAUCGUUCGUCGACAAGUCACCAUGCAUCAGUGAACAAAUACGUUAAUCGACGUACUUCUCUGUUCAAAUCGAAUCGUCCAGUUAAAGCACCCUCUUCCAGAGCCACGAUUCGAACACAUGAUUCUAUUUGGGAUUCUGAAGGACGCCUAAUCCAGUUGGGUGAUAUUGUUUCAAUAGUUGACGAUGAGGAUGGUCUGCCGUAUUUUGCACAAAUCCGUGGUAUCAUCACCGAUACACACGGUGACCAAUGUGUUGUUCUGAACUGGCUUAUACCAACGGAUACCGCAUUUGAUGCACAUCAGUUCGACGCUCAACACUUUGCACACGCUAUUUCAGACGAUAACUUAUAUCCUCUCGAGGUGUGUACAUUCAUACAAACGGCACCUGAUUUAUUGGCAUAUCGACGCGAGUGGACACCGAGGUUAUGUGCUGAGGAGCAGUUGAGAAGGGAAAUGCAUGAUCGUCUGGCGAAUCUGAAAUCGGUGGCGUGUGAACGUUUACGAUUCAUCGACGGAUAG